Colias croceus (clouded yellow) is the source of this 1374-nucleotide messenger RNA. It is a transcript of the gene sll, whose product is annotated as adenosine 3'-phospho 5'-phosphosulfate transporter 1. Gene Ontology annotation, molecular function: 3'-phosphoadenosine 5'-phosphosulfate transmembrane transporter activity. Gene Ontology annotation, biological process: transmembrane transport. The transcript has 9 exons. Bases 64 to 1359 code for a protein of 431 amino acids. Lineage: Eukaryota; Metazoa; Arthropoda; Insecta; Lepidoptera; Pieridae. The record is from RefSeq and is a predicted model, not a curated record. Gene Ontology annotation, cellular component: Golgi membrane; endoplasmic reticulum membrane.
UUAAAUUAAACAGUGAUUGAAUCCUACUAAAAACGUAACUAGACUAUUAAAUCUAAGAUCUUAAUGAAUGAAAAAUCAAACAUGAAGGGAAAAGUGUUAAUUGGGUUGGUGCUAAUAUCAUGUGUGCUGGUGACAUGGCUGUUUGGACAUUUUUACCAUGAAUUGCUGGAAGCAUAUGAACAGAAUGGGACUCUCGCACAAUCUGAAUAUUCAUGGGUUUUACGUCUGCUACUGAACUGUGUGGGUUAUUCCACAAUAGUGCUGCCUGCUUUUAUCCUGUACAAGUAUUUAGAACGAAUCAAUUAUUUUGAUAAAAUAUCAAAUACAACAUGGAUAUCGCGCAUCCUGCACGCGUGUUUCGCGGAACAGAACGAGCGGCUGCCAGAGUCGGUUAAGCUGAAGGAGGAGGGCCAGCACGAGACCCUGGAACUGGUGUUCUGUUUCUCGGGGCUGAUGGCUGCGUACCUUGUGUGGGGGCUACUGCAGGAGAAGAUUAUGACACAGAACUACACGCUUGCCGACGGCACUGUAGUGCGGUUCAACGACUCGCAGUUCCUCGUGUUCAUCAACCGUCUGUCCGCGUGUAUACUGGCGUUCGCCCGUUUGCGCUGGGUCGGGGCUCCGCUGUUCGCAGCUCCGCUGUACAAGUUCGGCUACUGCUCGCUCACCAACAUCGUGAGCGCCUGGUGCCAGUACGAGGCGCUGAAGUACGUCAGCUUCCCCACGCAGGUGCUGUCGAAAUCGUGCAAGGUGAUCCCCGUGAUGCUGAUGGGCAAGCUGAUCUCUCGCAACACGUACGAGCUUUACGAGUACGCGACCGCGGUGCUCAUCUCCGUGGGGAUGGUCAUGUUCAUGUACGGCAGCCAUGAUGAUUACGCUGCGUCCACAGCGACAUCGGUGUCGGGCGUGUGCUUGCUGGCGCUGUACAUGUCGUGCGACAGCUUCACGUCGUCGUGGCAGGGCGCGUUGUUCGCGCGCUACUCGCUGCGGCCGCUGCAGAUGAUGGGCGCCGUCACGCUCUGCUCCUGCGCGCUCUCCGCCGCCGCGCUGCUGCGCGCGCCCCGCCCGCCGCUGCCGGCGCUGCUGCAGCACCCGAUGUUCGUGUUCGACUGCCUGUUGCUGUCGGGCAGCUCAGCGCUGGGGCAGGUGCUCAUCUACCGCACCAUCGCGCGGUUCGGGGCCGUCGUGUUCACCAUCAUCAUGACGCUUAGACAGGCGGUGUCGAUCCUGGUGUCGUGCGCGGUGUACGGGCACGCGGUGUCGGCGCGCGGCGCGCUGGGCGUGCUGCUCGUGUUCGGCGCCGUGCUGCUGCGCCUGCACUGCCGGCGCCGGGCCAAGCGCGGCGCCGUGCCCGCGUAGCACAUACCCCCCCAC